This is a messenger RNA of Misgurnus anguillicaudatus (oriental weatherfish), 8939 nucleotides long. RefSeq names its product POU class 2 homeobox 1b (gene pou2f1b). Gene Ontology annotation, biological process: regulation of transcription by RNA polymerase II. The record is from RefSeq and is a predicted model, not a curated record. NCBI's taxonomy places the organism in Eukaryota, Metazoa, Chordata, Actinopteri, Cypriniformes, Cobitidae. Gene Ontology annotation, molecular function: RNA polymerase II cis-regulatory region sequence-specific DNA binding; DNA-binding transcription factor activity, RNA polymerase II-specific. Gene Ontology annotation, cellular component: nucleus.
AAUACCUUUACUAUGUGUGUAAAAAGUUGAUAACUCUUAAAUGUCAUCAAAAGUUUUUUUUAGGAUAAGCUGAUUACUUCAUGCAUACUUUGUUAGAUCUUGGUUCUAAUAUGUAAAUCCCUGAUGUUAUUAGCCUGAGCUUUGAAUAUAUCAGUUAAUGAGGUGCACAUUAAUCUGGAUAUGCAAAGCAGACUUCAUGUUCUUAGGAAACAAUACGUCUUCAGAAGUCACAGAAUUUGAUCAGUGAAGUGUUUGGGCCACGGGGGUGUUGUAAAUAGGAUGGAGUAGAAUAGCAAAUAAUUCACUUUCCAGAUCGCUCUAUCCACAACUUCUAGUGCUUGAAUCUCGCUCUUUUGAUCCCAUUGAGGAAAGCUCACCUGUUUUACCAAACUCUGCAAGUAAUUGGGUUUGUGCUGUGACUCUAGUUUAGUACAACACUGUAAAGCAUUCUCCCCACAUUUUUUCUUUUCCCUCCAAAGCGAUCCAAUUAAUAUGCUAAUGAGAUGAUAAAUAUUUAUGAACAUUUAAAUUGGGGGGAAAAAAGCUCUCAGAGCGCAGUGUGAAAUGAAUUGCUCGCAGGACUUCAAAGCGUUGCUAGGCUAAUGAAUCGAGGGAGAUUUGCAUACGGCUUUAAUAAGCUGCAUACUGAUUACGCUUCAUUACGAGCGCUGUCAGCCGCUCGGCUUCUGUUCCAUUAUGGAAUGAAAACGAACUUCUUUGCACUCUAGUUGUUAUGACAAUCAUGGCACGGAUAGAGUGAGUGAGUGAGAGAGAAAGAAAGAAAGAGAAACAGCAACCGCGGCAAAGAGAUUUUGAGAGGAGCGACCACAGUGUCAGCGAGCUCAGCUGUGCUCUGCACAUGUGCCGUGCCUGUGUGUUGACUUGCUGCAAACCGUUUAGUCAAACAUCUUUGCUUUGAGUGCUUUGUGUACCAAGCUUGUUGUGAUGCUCGUGGAUACGCUUGAGAAAGCAGGUGCAACAGCUGCUGAUUCUAGAAUGAGUAAUCCAUCAGAAACGAGUAAAUGUGCAAUGGAGAGCGGGGACGAAAACACUGGUGCCCAAACAAAUGGACUGGACUUUCAGAGACAGACUGUGCAAACAACGAGCGCAAUCACCAAUGCACACGCACAGGCUUUCCUCCAACAGUUGACUUUGACUCCAGCGCAGCAGCAGUUAUUGCUGCAGCAGGCCCAGGCUCAGCUGUUAGCCGCAGCUGUGCAGCAUUCGGCCGGCCAGCAGAGCAGCACUACAGGAGCCAACAUCUCCGCCUCCGCUGCCACACCCAUCACACAGAUCCCCCUCUCCCAACCCAUCCAGAUCACACCUCAGUUACAGCAGCUGCAACAGCAGCAGAACCUCAACCUGCAGCAGUUUGUGCUGGUCCAGCCGGGCCACCACAUCGCAACCCAAUUGCAGCCUGCGCAGUUCAUCAUCUCCCAGACACCACAGGGCCAGCAGAGUCUCCUGCAAGCCCAGAACCUUCUAACUCAACUACCUCAAAGCCAAGCCAACCUCCUGCAGACCCAGCCAAGCAUCACACUUGCCACACAGCCUGCGACACCCACACGCACGAUAGCAGCAACCCCCAUCCAAUCCCUGCCUCACACCCAGACAACACCAAAGCACAUUGACACGCCCAGUCUGGAGGAGCCCAGCGACUUAGAGGAGCUAGAGCAGUUUGCCAAGACCUUCAAACAGAGACGUAUCAAACUGGGCUUCACGCAGGGAGAUGUUGGCCUUGCCAUGGGAAAACUUUACGGAAAUGACUUCAGCCAAACCACCAUUUCUCGCUUUGAGGCCUUGAACCUGAGCUUUAAAAACAUGUGCAAACUGAAGCCCCUGCUUGAGAAAUGGCUCAAUGAUGCAGUUUGUGCAGAGAAUCAGACGUCCGAUCAGGGCCUGUCCAGUCCCAGCUCUCUUGGCUCGCCUGGGCUGGGCUUGGAGGGCCUGAACCGUCGCCGCAAGAAAAGGACCAGCAUCGAGACCAACAUCAGAGUGGCCUUAGAAAAGAGCUUUCUGGAGCAGAACCAAAAACCUACCUCUGAGGAGAUCACCAUGAUCGCGGACCAGCUGAAUAUGGAGAAAGAGGUGAUCCGAGUAUGGUUCUGUAACCGCCGGCAGAAAGAGAAAAGGAUCAACCCGCCCAGCAGUGGCAGCAUUGUCAGCACCCCUAUCAAAACGAUCUUCUCUCCUACCACUUCUCUGGUGCCGAGUACAGCCAGUCUUGUGACCAGUAACACGCCGACUACAUUGACUGUAAACCCAAUUAUGCCUCUCACCAGCACUAGUGUCUCCAGCAUAGGUUUCACUGGCACAACUAUUGGCUCGGCUACCACUAACACUGCAUCCGUCAUCUCUACUGCACCCGUGGUCACUACUGCAGCAUCCUCUCCGUCACUUAGCCCUUCUCCCUCUACGCCGCAUACAUCCUCCAUGGAGCAGGCAUCGCCUCAGGAGACCGUGACGGCGGUAAGUCAGGCACCCUCCUCCUUGGCGUCCACUUUGGGUACUGGGCAGGUGAUGGUGUCGGCAUCCAGCCUCUCUGCUGCUCUGCAAGGAGCCACCCAGCUGCCCACCAGUGCCAGCAUCGCUGCCAUGGCUGCCGCCGCAGGCCUUAAUCCCGGGCUCAUGGCAUCCUCGCAGUUCAAUCCCGGUGGGGCUUUUCUAAGUUUGGCACCUGGUGGUCUUGGGAGCCUGAGUCCGGCACUGAUGAGUAAUAGCACCUUGGCCACAAUCCAAGGUGUGUGGAGCGCCCUGGCAUCUAGUGGCACUCUGCCCAUUACAUCUCUGGAUGGGAGCGGGAAUCUGCUGUUCGCGAACACCAGUGCAGGCGGUACCCCGAAUCUCGUGACGGCGCCCCUCUUUCUGAGCCCUCAGAAUCUGUCGCUGCUCGCCAGUAACCCGGUCAGCCUCGUGUCGGCGGGAGGGGGGGCAGGUGCAGCCGGAGCCCUCAACCUGCACAUAAGCGCCGAUGCCCAUCAAAAUGCUGUUACCACGGCAACUAUGCCCUCCUCCACCAUUACCACGGCCUCUAAGGCCCAGUGAAAGCUUUACCCACUCUCCUCUUCUUCUAUACUUCUAAUCCUCAUCGACUUUUCUCUCUAUCUCUUGCUACCACCAAAAACAAACCCACAAGGAUUUGAUAUUAACGUUUUAAAUGUUAAUCGUUUCUUUUUUUCACAUAUCUUUUACACCUUAAUAAUGGACUCCAUAUGUUAGCAUCUCCAUAGGGCUUGCAUCAGGAGAGAAAAAAACCUCCCUGGACAUUUUGCCAAGUCUCUCUGUGUGAUGCAAAAACGUAAGUUUAGUGAGCUCAUUUAGUGCGGUCUUGUCUCACAUUUUCACGAUCUAUCUCUCUACUUUAGAAGAUCUUCUAAAAUGCUUCGAACCAAAAACCUUGUUUACUCUGAACUGCUGUGAGUAACCCUCCUCUUCCUCACGUAGAUAAAGGACACCUUAUGUUCGAUCUUGUCUCUUUCCACUGGAGAUCUUUACAGGCCUUUUCUACAACGUUUCCUUUUAGAUCAACAUAGUUUCUUUUGUAUCAAGCAGUGGGUUAGCUUUAUGUCCUGUAUCUUACUAACUUGUGGUUACAAGGCUUUAAUAUGGAGUAAUAAGCGGCUGUGAUGCUUUAAGGAAUCGAUUAACUGGCCUUUCUUUCUAGAAACACUUAUUUUUUUGUAGUUUACUCUGUAGUAGCAGACUUUGACUGGAUUCAGACCCAGACUCAAAGGCUAACUUACUAAAAGCUUUAAGGAAUUGUUAUUAACCAUCAAGGAGGAUCUGUUAAGCGAGAGUGACAGUGACUGAGCUGUAGCGUCUACUCUCUAGUAAAUGAAAAGCGUAAGGAACGUGUGAACGAGCUCGCAAACCUUAUAUUGCUGUGAGGUAAACCUCCUCAAGGUCUUCCUAGCAUGGGAUGUACUGUUGGUUAAGUCAACCGAUUGUGAAAGUGUAGGUCAAGUGAGAAGUUAAGGUGGAUGAUGUUUUUAUUUUUUUUUAUUUUUCUACUCGUGCACAGUAUCUGUACCAAAAAAACUGGAUUUAAGAACUGCAGUCUGCUGGGUUUUAGCAGAGCUCCUGUCACACUUUAAGAGGUCUUUAUUUCAGAGGUCUUUGUAUUGCCUCACUUUGAAGAUAUACCAAAAAUCUUUGUUAUACCUGUUGCUGUAUAUUGCUAUUGUAGCGUAGUUGAAGCUUAAAUAUUUAUGAGCGAAGGCUCUUGGUAGACCACAGGAAAUAUAAUGCAAUAUUUUGAAAGUUUUUUCCAAAGACAAAACAUAGUUUUUUCUUUCUUUCUUUUUUUACUUUUAAUUAAUAUUAUUAUUUUUAAAUAUGGCUGUUCCUCAAUUUUGUAGGUGAUCUGGGGGUCAAAGGACAUGAUGCUAGAGCAAGAUCACAGAGUACCAGUGUGAAAACAUGGAUUGUUUUCUUUUACUGGUCGUUGGUGAGAAAUGAGAUGAGACUUUUAUAGAUAAGUCUCUCCUUUGGUUAAAGCCGUGGUUCUCAAAUGUUUCGGUGUGCGCCCCCCUUGUUUAAGGUGCAUCCUUCGUGCCCCUCCCCAAAGAAAAUUCAUGACAUAAAACAAUAGUAAAUGAUGCAAAGUAGUGCUGUUGGUUAGUAACAACAUGAUAAAUUCAUGUAUUUUAUAAAAUGUCACAAUACUAGGGUCCCCUCGGCACCAUCUCGCACCCCCCAGUUUGAGAACCACUGGGUUAGAGAUGUAUUUCUUAAAACGUACAGGCUUUUUAAAUACUUUCCCUUGUUUGUAGUUUAAAGGGCCAUCGCUUUAUGGGGGUCCUAGUACAAAUUUGUCAUUGGUGUCCCCUCCCUGGAACCCAAUGAGUGUGCUGUACGAUAGAGGACAUUAGUGGCCCCCUUUUGUCACAGGGAAGUGUCUUUUGUCCCCAUAUAACGUUAAAAGGCUUGGAUGGGAGCAGAAUUGGGAAUUUUAGCCAAAUGGUCUCUUUUUUUAUUUUCCCCUACCAAUGUAAUGCAGCCAUGAUGUAAAGCUUGAACCAAAGUCAUUUUCUCACUAGCUGCUGUGCCUGUGUGGACCACCACACUUUCACUACUCACUACUGACAAAACUAGGCCAUCUUUUACUACCCUUACGGCUCAUAUUGUCCAACAUUUGUCAUCUAGUGCAGAGUUAACUUGCUUUAGCUCUCCAUAUCAAUGCAUUUAAUGAUCCAAAGAUAAACUAAAUAGCCUUGUAUUUAAGUGCUGUUGAGAUUUUGGGAGUCCUACAUUUCAUUUUUUUACUUUCUUAGUGUAGUUUUGGAUGAACUUCGAUGCUGCACUGGUGCUGCCAACAUAAUGAGCGAAUAGCAAUAGAAAUGAUAUUAAAGAGUCCACCAAAGAGGCUAAUUUUACAUCCAGGAGGGAGUACAGAAUGUUGGAUUUCAUAUCACAUGACUAAAGUUAAAUAUUAAGCAUAGCAUUGGUACAUUGUCGUCUUUUUAUGUUAAAACUGUAGAGCUUCAGGGUGUACUGUGACAUUUACAGUAGUGUUUAAUCUGUACUGUAGCAUUCCUGUUGACAUCGAAUUAUCACAAUGAGGUUGGCAUCCACCCCAUUUUCCUGAUUUGUUAUAACUUUUAUCGCUUGCUUUUUGUAUUGUUAUAUCAUUUGAAAUACCUCAACAGCACUUACAUGGAAGGUUCAGUUUACGUAAAAGUCAACUUCAGAAUGUAGAAGUUGUGUGUAAGGGUCCUUUUUUUAAAGGACUAACACAUCACGUAAAACGAAACUACAAAUGAAUCUGUAAUAAUAAUAAUAAUAAUGUCACACAAGUCUACUACUGCUAUUUCAAGUACUACUACUUAAAAGGUUAUUUCCAGGUUAACUUGUAAUGAAUAUUUUGUUAUCCUACUUGCCAAAGUAAAAUAAAGCCUUUGUCUUUGCGGCUGGGUCUUGUUGCUGCUCAUUACGCUGGUUCUGUCCAGAAAUUUCAACGUAGCCUGUCUGGACAUGUAGGUUUGUGUUGUUUUGCGCAUUAGUGUCAUGACCCGGUCGUGCCGGGAUUGUGGGGAGUUACUGAUAUAUUUAUCUGAGGAAUGACUCGAAAGAUCAGAGAACAUCUUUUCUAAAUUCUAUAUAUAUUCACUUAUGUAAGAUGCUCAUAUUUUAUAUUUGAACUGAUAACUAGUUUGAAUGUAGUGUUUUUGUCAUGCUUAUUCACUAAAAGAAAACUUAACAAAAAAAUGACUUCAUUUAUAUUAUAGCUAUACUUAAAAAAAUAAAAAUAAAGUCAAGACCAAAAAUCGAAGCCACAUCCUUGUGAAAUGGGAGUGGCUGUCAUGUGCCCCGUCUGCAUUGAUGAGUGGGAGGGGCUUUUGCGAUGGUGCUCCAAAAGAAAGCUCCCAACUUUUGUUGAUACUUGGGAAAAAGAUUUAAUAAUAGCAUCAAAUUUUAAUUUGCCAUUUUGCUUUUUAACAAUCUUUACCAAUCAUUUGAAUUUACUUUAUGCCUUUUAUUUGUUCGUAUCUGUCAUGAGGGAGCAACGUCACUGGCUUUCUUGUUUGACUUGCGUUUAUCAUUUAUGCCUUACUAUUAUUUUGACACAUUGUAGCAAACUGUAGUGAGUGUGCUGAUACAAAAAGUGGUUUUGUUGUGAAUGCGUGUGUGCAUGGGAAAGAGGAUGCAACUAAGCAUGCACCGACGUUAAAACUUACGGUGCUGAUGCUGUGAGUUUUGGAAGUAUCAAGCCGGUUGGAUACCUGAAAUGCUUUACUGAUAACUCCAUCUGGUUUGUGAAUGGGUGCAUGAUUUUUGUUAGUGCAUUCAUUUUGACAAGUUAAUACUUAAGGGAAGGUAGUGGUCUUUCUGAUGAAAUAACUCAAUAAUGGUUUGGAAAUACAGGAAAUGUAUGGCAUUUUUUUAAAAGUGGAUAUAAUAAGGAAGCAUCAUGUAAUUGACCACUUGGCUGUAAAUGAUAUGCCUUUGAACCUGUGUGAUCAUGAAAUGUUUCAACCAUGAGGAUGUAGAACCUGGCAACAGCGUUAGUGCAUAUGAAACUGUUGCGGAUCCUGUUUUUGGCACUUGAUUUUGAAUGCUCUGAUUUGUGAUUGGGUAGUUUCUCGAGUGUAGUGGGGUUCGCAUAGACCCUUAGUCAAAAUAGGAUAGUUGCAGAAGAGGUCAUGCACCAGAAAGAUGUGAGAGAGCUGGUCUAAGUAAAGGCGUUGUUGUAUACCUCAUUUAUAACUCAAAACUGAGUAAAACCUGCUUUAAUCUACUUCAAGAAUAAAAAAAACUGUUCAAACACAGAAGCCUGCAGAUGUCCGUUUAUAGUUUGGAGUGAGGAACCGGUUAGAUACCCAGAAAGCAUGCAAGCACCCAUAAUGACCAAUUCCUGAAUUUAGCAACCUACCCCACUUUUGUAUAUUUUGCUUCACACUUUUUUUAUUUUUUUUAUGAUUUGACAAUCGUCGCCCUUUGAAUCCCUCGCCACCUUUCUGAAUCCGGUGCAGGUUUUGUGUACUUUUUAGGUUGGUGGUUGCUUGUUCCUCACAUUUUCAGUGCUAACCAAAGACUUUCAAAGUGAUUGUAUGGACUAAACUCUCUUUACUAAGCCUGCCUCAACCAUCAGCAUAAGAUUUUCAUCGUUCGCACGUGUGUGCCGUAUCGUUGGGGUUUGGUAGACAGAGGAAGAAAACGGCUCUGCUGGCUUCUUGAAUGGAUUUGUUAAAAAAAGUAACCCCUCAGGGGCUGGGUGAUGUUUUUUAAUACACACUGAAGGGGACGGCCUGGGCUCUUUGCAAACCGCUCAGGAUAAACUGGAGUUACGCUCUGUGGCUAAAGCAUGGCAAUGUCUCUCCAUGGUUACAUUAUUUUUAGGUGCUGUCAUCCCAUCGUUUCGGUGUCUUUGUACGUCUCUAGCUUUGCUGCUUCCACUUUCAUGAUUUGAAUUGGUUCGAUCGGUCAGCCGUGCAACUAUGCAUCGUUGUUCUCCAUCCCGCAAGGGUGGUGUCCGAAUGACACGUCUUUUCAGACGGGUCUUGAUUGUUUUAUGCCGAGUCGAAAACUAUAAGCUCUAUCCCAAAGCAAAAAUCCAAAAAUGUUUUACAAAUGCAGAUACCAAAGAUUACUCUGUUUUUCCUCUUCCUUACCAAAUCCGUCAGCUCGUGUGUUAAGAAACAGAACCCAGCUCUGGCCGUAGUCCUAACCUCAGUAAUUCCUUAGAUGUAUAUUUUGGUAUUUUUCUGAGAUGCUUAUGGGGAAACCGUUUGUCGUUUUUUAAUUUGACUCGUUUGUCGGAUUUGUUGCUCUUUUUCUGUCACAGCAUGGAAUUAACUGCAAACCUGUCUUACUGUAGGUUAAAGAAAUAGUAUUUUUGUAUGUUUUUGGAUGUGUCGAUGUCGAUGUGAUAUCAGUUUCACUGCCCAAGUUAUCGUUGUUUUUAAAACAAAAGACGGAAAAAGAUAAAGUAAAAAAGACAAAAAAAGAAAAUGUACAUAAUACCUUAGUCAAGGAUUUCAAAGGAAAUCUCUCUCUCUAUACUCUCAUAUUUCCUACAGCUAAAGCUCAAGGAAUGUUUCAUUUUCACCCUGUCACAUACUGUAGAUUGUACUCUUAUUAUCUUCUUUCAGGAUGCUGUAACUCACUGUUGUCAUAGUGAUGAUUAGUUGAGUUCUGGGUAUCACUACAAACCUGAACUCUAGCGCCACUCAUGGCCUGUUAACAAAUAUAAACAUGCAUACACCCGAGACUGAACGCUAAACGGCUACGUGAAUGUAGCUUAGAACUGAAUGAUUGAUUGUGUAGAAUAUAAGUAUGUGAAUCAGGAUUACAUGGUAGAUUUGAUGCAUUUGUCUGCUGUAUUUUUUGUUUGUUUUUUAUAUAUAUAUAUAUAAAGAUAAUCUUUUACUGUAACUGUACAGUUAUCUUUUUUGUUGUAAACAUCAUUAAACCAUUUUCCAAGUGUUUUAAUAUUCUAA